AUGGUGAAGAACGGUCAGGUGGACAUCCCGCGUUGUCCUCAUCACUCGUGUCGGAGUGGACCAGUCAGUGCCACCGGCCUCUGCAGUUGCAGUAGAAGAGCUUCCACCUCCAGAUGUGGGGACAUCUCAAAAAAGAGGCAGAUUUCACUGAAGAUCGUGUUUCUGAAGAUCAGCAACAUCGACACCAUCAAGGAGGAGUAUUCGGCAGACAUCUUCCUCUCAGCCAGAUGGAGAGAACCCGCACUAGACAGCACCAACAAGGUGAAAAUCAACUGGGAGUCGUACUUCGACCCCAAGCUCAACAUUCAGAACAACAUCGGUGAGUUGAAGCAGACGACAUGGCGGGAGUUGCAGACGGAGGCGGGUGGGGAGACGUAUGUGAUGGAGAGACGCCGCAUCAAGGGCAAGUUCUUCGAGAAGCUGGAGCUGCAGGACUUUCCCUUUGACAUCCAAGACCUAUCCAUCCACAUCACCAGCGAAUCCCCGCCAACUGAUGUGGAGCUGGUGGAGUUAAACUCCACCGUCAGCCACGUCAACGUGGACAGCUUUGUUGAUCAGCAGGAGUGGGGGUUGUACGACUUCGUGGUGGGCGAGAAGCGUCUCACACCUAAUGAAUACAGCAGCGUCAAGUACAAGCGUCCUGCAAUGGUCUUCCGGUGCUGCGCAGUGAGGAGGGUCGGCUACUUCACCUGGAACAUCAUGCUGGUCAUUGCCAUGAUAAGUUCCCUGGCAUUUGCCACUUUCUCCGUUGACCGGAAGCUGCCCCAGAACCGCCUCCAGUUGUCCUUCACCUUGGUCCUCACCAUGGUGACCUUCAAGUUCGUGGCCUCGCAGUCAGUACCCAAGCUCUCCUACCUGACGUACCUGGACCGUUACAUCCUUCUGUCGAUGUCGUUCCUGUUCUUGGUCUGCCUUUGGCAUGCCGUCGUCACGUUGUACAAUGCUGACGCUGUCACCGCAGGCGUGAUGGACUACUACGCAUUCUUUACCUUUGUUGGUGUGUACCUGUUCGGGCAGCUGACUUUCAUUCUCUUCGUGGGGACAAAGUUCCUGAUUAAAAAGAAACAGAAGGAACGUAUUGAAGAAGAAUAUCAAAAAAAAGUUGAAAGCAUGCCUGUGGAGAACCGACCACAACAGCGUAAACGAAGACGUAAGCAUCUGAUGAAGAUCACGCCGUUCAUAUAAACAACGCCGCGUCAACCAUCUGUUGGCGUUUGGGCAGACCCAAUAGUUGAACAAAACUACAUAAGUCAUCUGCGUGAGUGAGUGAAUGAGUGAGUGAGUGAGAGAGUGAGAGAGAGAGUCUAAAGUCAUGACCAAGUUCCUACUCGUGAAGUUCCGGGUUAAAAUUUGUCUUCAGCAACCCCUGUUUGUCACAGGCGACCAAAGUGAUCGUGUGGUCAGGCUCGCUGACUUAAUUGAUGCACGGCAUCGUAUCCCAAUUGCGUAGACCCUUCACUUACAGCCACUCUCGCCAGCCACACUGGACAUGCGAUUACCCUUGUUGGUCACUGGUGUGUCUGGCCCAGCGUUCACCUGGCAGCAACAUCCCCCGUUGCCAGUGACCCCUCACGACACGUGUUGGGCAUUGAAGACCUCAGACAGACCGAAGCAACAUGGCCACCUAUCUCGAUCACCCAUGCUGUCGUGAAUAGCUGUACAGAGCCUGAAGAAGUCCAUCUGUGGCAUUCUGUUCUAACUUGAUUAGUGCUGUCAGAUUAGAAAACUGUGAUAGAGGAUACAAAUAUAUAUAAUAUAUGUAAAACAAUAACAGCC
Messenger RNA from Haliotis rubra (blacklip abalone), 1776 nucleotides. Its product is annotated as cys-loop ligand-gated ion channel-like. Gene Ontology annotation, molecular function: transmembrane signaling receptor activity; extracellular ligand-gated monoatomic ion channel activity; neurotransmitter receptor activity. Bases 1 to 1185 code for a protein of 394 amino acids. Gene Ontology annotation, biological process: chemical synaptic transmission; regulation of membrane potential; nervous system process. Gene Ontology annotation, cellular component: neuron projection; synapse; membrane. The record is from RefSeq and is a predicted model, not a curated record. NCBI's taxonomy places the organism in Eukaryota, Metazoa, Mollusca, Gastropoda, Lepetellida, Haliotidae. The transcript is spliced from 9 exons.